Messenger RNA from Cannabis sativa, 2455 nucleotides. Its product is annotated as probable pectinesterase/pectinesterase inhibitor 61. The record is from RefSeq and is a predicted model, not a curated record. Lineage: Eukaryota; Viridiplantae; Streptophyta; Magnoliopsida; Rosales; Cannabaceae. Gene Ontology annotation, biological process: cell wall modification. The transcript is spliced from 3 exons. Gene Ontology annotation, molecular function: pectinesterase inhibitor activity; pectinesterase activity. The coding region runs from base 343 to 2169 and encodes 608 amino acids.
ACAUACACACUCUUUUCUUUUCCUAUAUAGCUUUCAAACACAUUAAUUUUCUCUUUCUAACCCAAAUGCAAAUGGACAAUGGUGGUGAAGUAGUAGCCAGCUAAUGCUCAAGACGUAGACCUCACACCAACUUUUUUUACUCUCUCUCUCUCCUCUCUCUCACCAUAUCUAUACAAAGAGCAAGAAAAUUGUAUUAUAAUAUAUAUACACUACUACUAAUACUACUACUACUACAAAAUCUAUAUAUAUAGAUACCCCAACCUCUUCAACAUUUAAAGCCCCAUUUUCUCUUUCUCUUAAAUUUUUACUUCCUUCCAGUUAAAAAAAUUAUUUAAUAAAGAAAUGGGGUACGGCAAACUAGAACCGUCGGAUCGUGGAGGUGCAUCGGCACAAUCUAACGAAUCAGAAAUUGCCACGUCACACCAACCGCCUAGCGCAACCCACGGGAGGAAAAAAAACAAGAAGCUCAUUUUCCUAGCCGCUCUCUCCAUUGUGUUAAUAGCUGCUUCGGCUGUCUCAGCCGUGCUAUUAAUCGGGGUCCGAACCCGAGCUUCGGGUCAACCCGGAACUACCAUGCCCCGAAAACCGACCCAGGCGAUUUCCAAGGCUUGCAGCAAAACACGGUACCCGAAUCUUUGCGUGAACUCGUUACUUGAUUUUCCGGGCGCGAUGAGCGCGUCGGAGGAGGAUCUGGUCCACAUUAGCUUCAAUAUGACGCUGCAGCACCUUAGCAAAGCCCUCUAUUCAACCUCAGAGUUGACCUCUAUCCAGAUGGACUCGCUCACGCGCUCAGCCUACGACGUUUGCCUCGAGCUUCUUGACGAUUCUGUAGACGCGGUGGCGCGUGCGCUCAGUUCCGUCUCGAUCGGUAACGGCGGAGGAUCAACCAACCAUGACGUGGUGACGUGGCUGAGUGCGGCGUUGACGAACCAGGAGACCUGUGGAGAAGGGUUCGAAGAAGGUGGGCCCAAGGUGAACGGGAACGUGAAGACUCAAGUGGCCGAGAAAUUGAAGGACUUAUCUGAACUCGUGAGUAAUUGUCUGGCGCUAUUUUCUGGAAGUGUUAAUGACGAUUUCUCGGGAGUUCCGAUUCAGAACAAGAGGAGGUUAUUGGCGGCUGAGAAUGAAGAGGAGGACAAUAUCUCGGGAGAUUUCCCGAGAUGGUUGAAACGAAAUGAUAGGAGGCUAUUGGGUUUACCCGUCUCGGCGAUACAAGCCGAUAUCGUUGUGUCAAAAGACGGAAAUGGGACUUACAAGACUAUUACUGAAGCAAUAAAGAAAGCACCGGAGUACAGUGAUCGUCGGACUAUUAUAUACGUGAGGGCAGGAAGGUACGAAGAGAAUAAUUUGAAGGUAGGAAGGAAGAAAAAGAAUUUGAUGUUUAUUGGAGAUGGAAAGGGCAAAACAGUCAUUUCAGGAGGAAAGAGCGUGUGGGAGAACAUGACAACUUUCCACACAGCAUCUUUCGCUGCAACUGGGGCUGGUUUCAUAGCUCGGGACAUCACAUUUGUGAACUGGGCCGGCCCAGCUAGACACCAAGCCGUCGCACUCCGGGUCGGUGCAGACCACGCGGUUGUUUACCGUUGUCAAAUCCUCGGAUACCAAGACACUCUGUACGUGCAUUCCAAUCGCCAGUUCUUCCGCGAGUGCGAAGUUUACGGAACAGUCGACUUCAUAUUCGGAAACGCCGCUGUGGUUUUCCAAAACUGUUCAAUCUACGCACGAAAGCCCAUGGCCCAACAGAAAAACACGAUCACGGCCCAAAACCGAAAAGACCCGAACCAAAAUACGGGUAUAUCGAUCCACGCUUCACGGAUCCUUGCCACGUCAGAUCUUGAAGCCUCGAAGGGUAGCUUCCCGACGUAUCUGGGCCGUCCGUGGAAAAUGUACGCUAGAACCGUGUACAUGAUGACGUACAUGGGUGAUCACAUCCAUCCACGUGGAUGGCUAGAAUGGAACACGAGUAAUUUUGCACUUAACACGUGUUAUUACGGAGAGUAUAUGAAUUCCGGGCCGGGUGGGGCCGUGGGUCAACGGGUCAAAUGGUCGGGUUAUCGGGUCAUAACAUCCACUGUCGAAGCCAGUAAGUUCACCGUUGCACAGUUCAUUUUCGGGUCUUCUUGGCUACCUUCGACCGGAGUGGCUUUCUCGGCCGGUUUAUCAGUAUAAAAAAUUUCAAAUAAUAUAAUAGGAACUAAAUGUUGGGCCCAAGCCCAAUAAUGGCCUGGUGGGGCCCACUUUAUAUGAAUAUAGUUUUUUUUUUCUUUAUUUAAAAGCACUAUUUUAAUUUUUUUUUUUCAAAUGAUUUAGCAAUAAGAAAUGUUGUUAAUUUUUCUUUUUUUGUGUAUUUUAACUCAUGUUAUAGAUGUUAUGAACUUAAGACUAAGUGUAUAUUUUUCUUUUUUUGUUGUUGUUGUUAAUUUUUAUUAUUAUAAUAUGUCCAAAAUUUAUUUAA